Messenger RNA from Besnoitia besnoiti, 1020 nucleotides. Its product is annotated as putative glutaredoxin. Bases 1 to 1020 code for a protein of 339 amino acids. The transcript has 4 exons. Lineage: Eukaryota; Apicomplexa; Conoidasida; Eucoccidiorida; Sarcocystidae. The record is from RefSeq and is a predicted model, not a curated record. Gene Ontology annotation, molecular function: glutathione disulfide oxidoreductase activity. Gene Ontology annotation, biological process: cellular response to oxidative stress. Gene Ontology annotation, cellular component: cytoplasm.
AUGCGGCCGAAGGUUGGUCGUGCGUUCAUCUUUGCCCUCGCCGUCUUUUGUGGGUGUCUCGGAGUAGACAGAUGCCCCUCCUACCAGCUGGUUUCGCCGGCGCAAGGCCUCCUCGUCGAGGCUAGCAAAUCGGCAUGCUCGUCGGCUGCUGCACGAUCGCCUUCGCCGGGCGCGGCGGCUGCGGCCGCGGCAGCCAGCGCCAAACCCGGGCGUCUGCGUUCGUCUGCGCCCCCGCCUGCGGAGGCAGAGCGUUCAAAGGCUCUGCGUCCUCAGUCGCAGGGCAGCGUUCAAGCCGCGGCGGCGACGCACGCAUGGGGCGCCGGCGCGUCCCCACGUGCCCGCAAACAGCCUCUUCCGGGGACCGCGCCCAGCGGCGCGCAGCCCGUCGACUCUGCGAGCGAAGAAUCUCGCGGCUCACGCGCCGCCGCCUCUUCAAGCUUCAGCGGAUCGCACGGCUCGGGCCGGCUCGCCAGCUUCGUCAUUUGCCCCCCUGCCGACGGCGCGGCGAGGAUUUCGAAGUGCCGCUGCCUGCGCAGCUGCGCGAAGCAGACAAACGCCCCAGGCGCCUUCUGUAGCGCGCUCUGUUCGCAGCGGCACUCCGCGGAGCGGGAGACGACGAAGCAGCAGCAGGGCGAACCUGAGACAGACGCGAAAGGUGGCAAAGACGGCGCCGCAGGGCGACCUGACAUCGCGGCCGCCAAGCGCCAACUCGUCAAGGACUGGGUCGAGGAGAUCAUCCGCAGGCACAAAGUGGUGAUCUUCGCGAAGAGCUACUGCCCGUACUGCCAGGAUGCGCUGGAGAUUCUGAGAGAUGUAGAGUCGAAAGAUGUGCGCGCAGUGAUGAUUGACAAGCUUCCAGAGAUGGACGUGAUUCAGGACGCCCUCGAGGAGAUGACGGGCGCUCGCACAGUUCCGCGAGUUUUCAUUGGCGGUGCCUUCUUCGGUGGCUGCUCAGACUUGGAAAACGCGGACGAAGACGGCACGCUCGUGCGCAUUUUGAAGCUCGCGGGAGCCCUCUGA